Molecule: messenger RNA, 934 nt
Organism: Eutrema salsugineum
Lineage: Eukaryota; Viridiplantae; Streptophyta; Magnoliopsida; Brassicales; Brassicaceae
Exons: 2
Coding region: 116-784 (222 amino acids)
Source: RefSeq, a predicted model, not a curated record
AAAAAACUUUGAACUUGCUCCAAAGGAAACUCACCAAAUUGUAAAAGAAAGGAGGAGACGACGAGAAAAAGGAAUCUUCUUCACGGCACAAAGUUUCUUCAAUUCAAUCAAAUCAAUGGAAUUUCCUCCGCCGCCGCCGGAGAGAUCCAAACGCCUCCACAACUUCACCUUACCUUAUCUCCGAUGGGGUCAGCAGAGAUUCCUCCGCUGCGUCAAGCUCCCUCACCAUCGAUCUCCUUCUUCAUUUCCUUCUUCUUCUUCCUCUCCUUCUCCCGAUCAUAGAUCUCCCGGCGUUACUGGAGGAGGAGUGGUUAUCUCCGGAGGUGAGUUUGCUCCCGGAGACGGCAAGCUAAGGCUCGAUCUCAAGGUUUCGGUUUUGGGAAAUGGAGGAGGAGAAGCAAGGAACGGCGAUGAAGUCGCCGUCGCGGCAGCUCGGCCGUGGAAUCUGAGGACGAGGAGAGCUGCUUGUAACGAGCCGGGAGAUGAACCGGCGAGGAUCGCCGAGUCUUCUCUCCGGAGACAUGAGAUUGGCGUCAAGAGAGGUAGCGAAGAUGGUGGUGAUGGAGAUUCGAACAAGAACGAGAAAGUUAAAUUCUCUGUUUCUUUGUUGAGAGAAGAAAUCGAAGAGGAUUUCACAGCCCUAAUUGGGAAAAGACCUCCUCGAAGACCAAAGAAGAGGCCAAGGAUGGUUCAGAAGCAAAUGAAUACUCUUUUUCCCGGAUUGUGGUUAGCAGAAGAAGUAACGGCAGGCUCUUACGAUGUCCCCGAGGCUGCGGAAACAUGAAAGGUGAUUCUCGUCCAAGAAAUUGUAUUCGACUUUGUUUUCUCUCUUCUUGUUUUCUACUUUUGAAUCUUUCCGUUGUAAAAAGGAAGAAAGAAUGUAGCAAUGUGCCCAGUUUUAGUGAAAUGAAGCCAUUUUACUUUGGUUUCUUAA